UCGCCUACUGCAGCCUUACCACCCCUCACAAACGUCCUUCAGAUUCAGCAGCAGCAGCAACAGCAGCAGCAACAACAACAACAGGAUAGCAGAUCAGCUCACAAUAAGGGAGGAUCGGCACCACAAACUCGGACACCAUGGACGCCCGAGGAAGAUUACCUUUUGGAGCAGGGAUACAGUCAGGGCCUCUCGUGGGCCAUGAUCUCCGCUACCUAUCUUCCCCAUCGAUCUCGAGGAUGCUGUUGGGGCCGCUACAAGACACUUCAGAGCAAGGCCAUGGAGCAGCGCAAAUGGACGAGCGCUGAAGAUCGAUUAUUGAUGCUCGCUGUCAAAAAGAACUCACGUCUGUUCAAAAAGGCCUGGAAAACCGUAGCUGAAGAAAUCGGAUGUCGAUCAUGGAAAGAGUGCGAACUGCGAUCGACGAAAAUUUCAGGUUCUAUCCGCAAGAAACAACAACAUCAUCAUCAUGCACCAUCUUUCUAAGUAAUUAAACAUCGCUGACGGUGACCUGUCGAUCAGAUCCCAGCUAAUCACUACUACUAUUUCGCCAUACGAUCCCUUCACCCUUCUUAUUCCUUUCCCUCCUCUGUAUAUUUGAAUCCGACAUUACUCCAUCAUGGACGCAGCACAGUACACACACACGUAUAUAAUACGCACAUAUCUUUUUUUUUCUUUACGCACGUACACACUCCACCCACACACACAGAGAUAUUUAUACAUAACAUGCCCCUCCCUUAUCACUUUUCUUCUUAUGUUUAUGCGAUACAAUGUAAAUCCUCAUUAUGCACAUAGUACAUUUUUCCAUUUUUUCUACUGAUAAUCAUUGCCCCCGCCCCCAUUUCUUCUUUUUAUUUUGUACAGAUUUAGCACAGGAGUAUAAUACAAACAUAAUGCCUCAUUCGAUUCUUAUUUUUUUUGUAAACAUCAAUUUCCUAUAUAAAAU
Messenger RNA from Zychaea mexicana, 943 nucleotides. RefSeq lists its product as uncharacterized. NCBI's taxonomy places the organism in Eukaryota, Fungi, Mucoromycota, Mucoromycetes, Mucorales, Lichtheimiaceae. The record is from RefSeq and is a predicted model, not a curated record. Bases 199 to 483 code for a protein of 94 amino acids. The transcript has a single exon.